Molecule: messenger RNA, 4441 nt
Organism: Oncorhynchus keta (chum salmon)
Lineage: Eukaryota; Metazoa; Chordata; Actinopteri; Salmoniformes; Salmonidae
Product: protein ADM2-like
Exons: 3
Coding region: 255-791 (178 amino acids)
Biological process (GO): adenylate cyclase-activating G protein-coupled receptor signaling pathway; positive regulation of heart rate; regulation of systemic arterial blood pressure
Cellular component (GO): extracellular region
Molecular function (GO): hormone activity
Source: RefSeq, a predicted model, not a curated record
CUUCAGAAGUUGAAUUUGAGAACUUCAUCUUGACCAACACUUGUUAGAUCCGUGGGAAAACACUUCUGAAUAUUUAUUUUCCGAAAAUCCUCAUAUACGAUUAUUUGACUGUCUCGCGCAUUGUUGCCUGGAUAUCAGUACUAGCCUAAAUACCAAAACCUUUGGGAAUUUUUCUUCCCCGGGAGUUGAACAUCGUCCAGGUGGUUUGGGAACACCCUCCUUCCCAAGGGGUGUGUGUGAGAACUCGUCCCGAGAUGCGUUCGCUUCUGCCGGUUACUGUGUAUUGCAUCAGCCUACUCUCCCUCCAGCAGCUCCUGGCUCUCCCGGCCGCAGACCGUCUGGAGAGAAACAGGUUGGAGCUGCUUAAGAAGCUUCAUGCGCUGAGAGAGGAGGAGAUCUUCACUCCAGAAACUGGCACCGAACUCGCCAGCCCAACAGACUCCAGCCCUUCAUCAGACCUCCAGCCCUCCAUCAGAUCUCCAAAAUGGCUGCCUGGCUACCUCCGCAGAGACACACCACCCACUGUCAUGAACACAGCCCAUCUUGAACCUCUGGUACGUGUGAGGCUUGAGGAGGGCUUGGAGCCCCAACGGACAGGGUCAAGAGGUCGUCGCCAGGCCCAAUCAGGGUCCCGGGGGGGUCACCACCACCCCCAGCUGAUGAGAGUGGGGUGCGCCCUGGGAACCUGCCAGGUUCAGAACCUCAGCCACCGGCUCUAUCAGCUGAUUGGCCAGAGUGGACGGGAGGACUCCUCCCCCAUUAACCCCCGGAGUCCGCAUAGUUACGGAUGAGAGACUGACGGAUACUUCUCCCUCUCUUCUCUGAAAACAUCAACACCCCAGCAAACUUCUAUCUAUAGACAUGUAUCUCUAUUUUAUGUAUCACAGAUAGCCUUUGCAUUAGUAUUAGAUGUAGUCCACACCAUUUUUAGAUCCUGAAAUGACAAUUUCUGUACUUUUUGAAUGACAUUUGCCUUACUCCUCUGUACACCUCAAAAACGCAACAUGCUGUUUAAGAAAAGGAAUCUGACAUGAAUGAAAGCCUCUUAGUUGAUGCUCCCCACCACCAACCACCCCUGGGAACUAAUACCUGUCACCCAGAAACACUCUGAACAUUUGGGUCUCGUCAAAGUCUCUGUGUUUUUCCCGGCCUCCUGACUAGUCAAGGGGCUCAGUUUGACUUCCUAAUCCUGUUAAUGUAAGAAUAAAUGCUCCCGUCCACCGGUCUUUCUACUUAACACAAGCCAACGCAACUGGACGUGUCUGUAUAAGGCCUGAUGACCUCCACAGCAGCAGUUAGCUCUGGCCCCAUUGAUCAAACACUUAAACCACUAAUGUGGAUUUCUACCAGGGCUAGGAUCAGAUCCCUGUCAGAGGGAAUAUAUUCCUGAAGACCCGUCAAAACGACCCAAUGAACCCUUUUACCCCACGCUAAACCCUGCCCCCUUAGAUCUGCCAGGACAAUUUGAGGGACCAUGUUUGACAUAUCUGGGUUAAUCCUCUGAUUUACAGACCACCAGCAACCAUUUGUGGGCAGACACUGACCUUAUAGACACAGACACUGACCUUACAGACACAGACACUGACCUUACAGACAAAAACCUACUGUCCUCUCUUCUGCAGCCAAUGAUGUUCCCGACAGAAGCGGUCUGUGGUUCUGUGAAGUAUAUGUUUCAACAGACCACAGCCUUGACAGCCGCAUUCAGCCACCAUAGUCAAGUUCAGCAGUGGCUGGAUGGAGUUCCGCUUCUGGACUCGUCUAGUAGAGACUGUUUAUAGAAAGAGAAAGAAGAGAGUACACAUUUCAAUGACUCAGUUCCUACACAAGAUGGAGGUUUUCAAUAUUUUUAUUAUGAAUCAUUGCGGACCUAUUUCAGCGGUGAGAUCUAUUGGUUGGCUCGUGAACACAGUGAACACUCCCGCUGCCCUUAUCUCAGGGUCUGAAUGGGGAUAUUAUCCCCUUCAUGUGAUUCUUAAGUUCUCCCACUAAGUCUCGACUUUAUGUUUACGGCAAUUUAACCAAUCAGACCUAAUCUCUUUAGUAGUGCCGCAAUGGUGGCGAGGUGGUACACAUCGUCUGCUGUAUUUAUAAACAAAAUAAACUUUGACUGUGCCUUGCCUUGCCCAUUGGACCGUAUAACUACUAGCUAAAGCAUCACAAGUUGCCAACCCAAACCCAAAAUCUGCCACUUGCAGUACUGCCUAGGAAUAUUGAGAGGCUUACUUUGUCAUUAUCAAUAAUAAUCAGGUCAGUUAUGAUCCUAAUACUGCUAGUUAGUUUAGUGUGUACACAACAAUACUUUACGUUGUAUGCUUGUAGUGUGUCAAAUGAGUCCAAAUUAGCACAGAGUCAACAGCAAAGUUCUCUGCUGUUACAUUGUGGCUUUGUAAUGACAGACCACGGAUACCAAAAGUAAGGGAGCCAGAGUGCCACAUUUUAAAUCUGGAUACGAAAUACGGUAAAAAAAAUAUAUGCCCCUAGAUUCCCUUGUUAUAACUGUCUCUGAAAUGGUGGGCGGAUGCCCUCAGUAAAAAUAACCAAAAACAACCUCAACUCAGCAAGCCAUGAAAAAACUAGCCCAACCUUCAAAAGGUGCAGAGCCUGUCGAUCGGAAAAAAACAAGCCACAACAUCUCCAUGACAUCUUUAAUACCCAUAAUAAUCAUGCGGCCUGCCUCUUUGAAACACAUUCAAAUGUUUCAUUUUCUCAAUGUCAGAGGAUUAGAAUAGUUUAAAUCAUCCUCAACGUUCAGACUAUUAGUUUUCCAAUAACUUUGAUCCAAACUUGCUGAUGUUGCUAUUGCUGCAGUUAGAAACCAGGUCAGCAAUAAGUCAUACAUUCAUGUAUUUAUGACUAUGACUAUGUAACUAUUAGGUUACUGUGUCGUAAUUAAACAGUCACAGGAGUACCCAAAAUCAGCUUAGAGUCUUUUAGGGUCCAGGUUUUUACUGUUUUGUUUUGACCACAGCGUUGCCUAACUGAAAUCAUUCUAUAACUAAUUAAGUUAGUUGGGCAAGUGGUUUAAAUUCACCAAAUAUCUGACAAUACUUGACAGUCAUUUAGUUUUUUUGUGAUCUACUUUAGUGAUCAUACUUUAGUGUGGUCUCUAUCCAUAUCCCCCUUUCAUUUUGUUUGACAUAUUUUUGUCUUUUUGGACCGGAUCACCAUAAUUAAAACUGGGUUUUUAUUUUAUUUUAGAUUUAGCUCAUGUAAUCGUGGAUUGAUUCUCUGUCUCACUCUCUCUAUCUCACCAUCUCUCCCUCUACCACUCUCUCUCUCCUUCUAUCUCAGUGAUGACGGCGACGCCAGGUUGCAGGUCAUAAUCAGUGGUUCAUUGGUUCUUUAAGUCUAAUCUGUUCAAAGGCUUUGUGAAACACAUGCCAUUGUCUCUGCUGUAAUUGAGCUAAUCAAUGUCUCGUGACAGACCAUUAAAAGGCUUUUCAAACGCUAAGAACCUUGAUGAAUCUCUCGACUUCUUAACCACCACUGUCACAAGUGUGUGUUUGUGUCUGACCGGCCACUUAUAGAAUCAGGAACCAACCUUGUGCUUGUUGGAUUUUUGCUGGGGUCAUUUUGUUUUUGCUGUACCUUUUCUUUGUGAUGUGAAUCUCAUAUGACAGUAAUUACAUGUCAGUGUUGUGUCACUGGCGGGUCUGUAGCCAUUCCUAGCAGCAUAGCUGAGUGUUUUGUCUGGGUAAACUGCGUACCACCAGAUUAUUUACGACCUUUGACCACUAAUACCUCCCCUUGUGUGUUAAGAGAAACACUCUCCAUCAGUCUUACAUCAAAACUAACGCUGCCAUCGCCUGCCAUUGUUGACUUAACCUAUGUUGUAAAGAGAUGCAGGAGAUUGUGUUGUGUGUUCACGUCUGUGUGUGAGUGUGUAUGUGACUGUAUGUGAGUGUGUAUGUGUAGGUACUUAUAGUAUAGUCAUCCUAGCCAGGGAUCUGACACAUCACAAUCCCAGUCUGUUUUUCCUCGUUCAAUAUUUAAUUAUACUUAAGGUCAGAAGCCUCUUAUAGGGUCACAGCAAACUGAGCAAAGCACUUUAAUGUUGUUAGUUCCUCACAACUUGAAUUUCAAACAUUGCAAUUCUAUUUUUAAUGACAGAUGAGAGUUAUUGUAUAUGUUGCAUUUGAUAAAGAUCUGUAUUAAUGUCUUUGAAGAGUUGUCAGUGGUGUGGAGUGAAGAUGAUAUCAUGCGCACUUGUGCAUAUUAUAUAUUAUUAGUGGUACUAUGUAAGAAAAGUAAUAUAUUUAAGUUAUCUUUGUAUGUUUAUAUAUGUAUGUCACCAAAGACACUAUUUAUCUUGCAUUUCCCACGCUUCUAAAAGGUGACCUUUUAUUAGGAAAGAAAAAUAAAUCCUAAAUGUAGCUACAUGUUCAUGUCAGACAAUGUAUUUCAUUCUCUGUAAAAAAUAAAGAACUACUGUAGUGAGAAA